Molecule: messenger RNA, 1293 nt
Organism: Knipowitschia caucasica
Lineage: Eukaryota; Metazoa; Chordata; Actinopteri; Gobiiformes; Gobiidae
Source: the annotation of a GenBank genome assembly
AUGGCGGCGGUGCAAUUCUGUGGAGAGUGGUUCAUCUGCAGCUGUGACAAGCGGCUUCUGGCGGUCCACAGCACCCAGGACAGAGCUCCUUUUGAGUUUGACUGCAGCGCUGCAGAGAAGAGACCCAAGAAAGCUGAGACAGACGGGGACCAGGCUCAGAGUGGAGAGCAUGACCCGGGCUCAGACCACAUCCUGGCCAUGGCCACGUCCGCCUCGGGCAGUCUACUGGCUCUCAGCGACGACAGUAAGAGGCUGGUGCUGCUGCGGAGGGAGCCGGCCUGGACUGUCGUGAGUGUGAGGUGGUUGGCCCGGCGCUGCACGGCUCUGGUCUUCAGUCGGGCGGAGGACUUCCUGCUGGUGGCCGAUAAGUCCGGAGAUGUGUACAGUGCCUCUGUGAAGGAGCCCAGCCGGGAACCAGAGCUGCAGCUGGGGCACCUCUCUAUGGUGUUGGACGUGGCUGUGUCUGUGGACGACCGCUUCAUAGUGACGUGUGAUCGAGACGAGAAGAUCCGAGUGAGCUGGUCCAAGUCUCCCUACAACAUCCAGUCCUUCUGCCUGGGACACCAGCAGUUUGUGAGUGCUCUGUUGGCGCCCUCCAGAAGCCCCCGCUCUCUGCUCUCCGGCUCUGGGGACGGCACCGUCUGUGUGUGGGACAUACACACUGGUCAGCAGCAGCAGUGUGUGGAGCUCAGAGGACAGCUGCAGCCUAAAGACCAAGACCAAGCCCCAGACCAGGCCCCCAACGAUGCUCCAGAGAGGCUGACGGUGAGCAGGCUGAGGAGCUCUCCUGAUGGGUGUCACAUGGCAGUGCUGUGUGAGAGGGUGAACCAGAUCCAGCUGCUGAGCCUGGAGCAGACUGAGCAGGGCACAGUGCUCUCCCCUCACAGUCUCCUCAGCCUCAGCCACUGCCCCCUGGACCUGACCUUCGACCCCUGUGGCCGCCUCUGGGUGCUUCUGGACCGCACUGAGCGCCCCCUGGAGGUCUACAGCCUCACACAGGGAUCAUACCAGCAGGUGGACGCCCAGAGUCCAGAUGUGUCCAGGGUGACCAGUGCCCUCUCAGCGCUCUGGGAGUCAGUGGACGUGAGUAGACGCCACAGCAGCCGCCUGGAGCACCUGUACGUGGAGACUUUCGACAACGUGAGCGAGUACAUGAGAAAGAAGCAGCAGCGCCUGGACCAGCAGAACUCCAAGAGGAACUACAAGCAGGAGAAGAGGAGGAGCCAGGACCAGAGCCAGAGUCAGAGCAAGAAGUCCAAAACGGACGCCACUGCCCCAGCCAACGGCUCCUGA